This is a messenger RNA of Carassius gibelio (silver crucian carp), 1879 nucleotides long. Its product is annotated as sulfide:quinone oxidoreductase, mitochondrial-like. Bases 322 to 1656 code for a protein of 444 amino acids. Gene Ontology annotation, cellular component: mitochondrion. Gene Ontology annotation, molecular function: sulfide:quinone oxidoreductase activity; FAD binding. The transcript is spliced from 11 exons. NCBI's taxonomy places the organism in Eukaryota, Metazoa, Chordata, Actinopteri, Cypriniformes, Cyprinidae. The record is from RefSeq and is a predicted model, not a curated record.
AUCACAGAGGCAUCACAUGAACUUGUGUUUGCGUGCUCUGGACGUGCGUGCGAAGUUCUUACGCAUGACGUACGAACUGUUACUCUUAAAACAUGCGUGGGGGGCUGUAAAAUCAUCAUCUGGAUGAAAAGAGAUUUAUGAAAUUGCAUCAGUGACCGAAUUGCAUCACUGACUGUCGAAUAAUAAAGUUCGCACGUCUAACAGAGCUGAACCAGGAAAACAGACCGCAGCUCUACUGUAACAGUUACAGCGCGGUGUUUCAUCAAACAGACCUGAAGACUCAGACACACAGAGGACAGUCCUGAAAAGAUAAACGCUAGCAUGGCAGGACGACUACACCCACAGCUGCUGCUGUCCAGACAGUACUGCAGAGUCUUUUCUGUCAUUAACUCACAAAUUCACACCAGCUCUGGGCUGGCCUCCAAGGACCACUACAAAGUUCUGGUGCUCGGUGGUGGGAGCGGUGGCAUAACAAUGGCCGCACGCAUGAAGAGAAAGGUCGGAGCCAAAAACGUGGCCAUUGUGGAGCCUAGUGAGGUGCAUUACUAUCAGCCGAUAUGGACAUUAGUUGGCGCAGGGGCCAAAAGUGUUGCAUCUUCUGCACGAUCAACAGCGAGUGUGAUUCCAUCCGGGGUGACGUGGGUCAAGUCCAAAGUGGCAGAAUUCGAUCCUGAGAACAACACUGUCCACACAGACUCUGGGAAAAAGAUUUCCUAUGAUUAUCUGAUUGUAGCUCUUGGCCUGGAGCUGCACUAUGAAAAGAUCAAGGGCCUACCCGAAGGCUUUGAACAUCCCAAAAUCGGGUCAAACUACUCCGUGAAAACAGUGGAAAAGACAUGGAAUGCCCUGAAGAACUUUAAGGAGGGCAAUGCUUUGUUCACCUUCCCAAACACUCCCGUCAAAUGUGCAGGAGCUCCUCAGAAAAUCAUGUAUCUCUCUGAUGCCUUCCUGAGAAAGACAGGAAAAAGGUCCAAAGCCAACAUUAUUUAUAACACCUCCUUACCAGUGCUGUUUGGGGUCAAGAAAUACGCCGAUGCCUUGUGGGAGAUUGUGAAGAAGCGGGACCUUAAUGUAAACCUCAGGAACAACCUCAUCGAGGUCAGGGCCGACAAACAGGAAGCUGUUUUUGAGAAUCUGGACAAACCUGGGGAGACAGAGGUUUACAAGUAUGAGAUGAUCCACGUUACCCCUCCGAUGGGACCACCUGCAGUGCUGAAAGGCUCUUCGCUGGAAGACGAGGCCGGCUGGCUGAAUGUCAAUAAGUACAACCUUCAGCAUAAGACUUACGCCAAUGUAUUUGGUAUCGGAGACUGCACCAAUCUACCCACAUCCAAAACGGCAGCAGCAGUAGCUGCUCAGUCUGCAGUACUCGACCGAACUGUCAGCAGAAUCCUGAAGAAACAGACGCCGGAUAAGUCAUAUGAUGGCUACACCUCCUGUCCACUGGUCACCAGCUACAACACAGUGAUCUUGGCAGAAUUUGAUUAUGACGGUCAGCCGCUGGAGACCUUCCCCAUAGACCAGAGCAAAGAGAGCAGGAUCAUGUACCACAUGAAAGCUGAUAUCAUGCCUCAUCUGUAUUGGCAUGGACUUCUCAAGGGAGUUUGGGGAGGCCCAGGACCAUACCGGAGAAUCAUGCAUUUGGGAAUGAAAUAGAACAGACCGAUAUUUGGGAACAAAGCAAAAAUGUAUUCUUUCUCAUUAAUACCAUUUGUUCUUUGAUAGUGCUUACUUUGCUUAAGCGAAUAUCCAGAGAUGCCUGCUUUAAAAUAUAGUUUGCUAGUUUUGUAUAAUUGCCAAUUACAGUGCUAUAGAAUACUUGUGGCUAUGGCAAUAUCCAUGGCAUGUGCUUGUGAUUAAAAACACAUUCUACUUCUGA